CUGUACGUCUUUGAGGUAAAAUACUCGCAGCGAAUCAAGCUUGCAGAGGUAUCCUACUGCGCGAAAGUUGAUAUCCUCCGAAAUAUUAAGGCCUUCCCUAUAUGGCAUGUGCGCAUUAUAAGCCACUCACAGGCUGGUUUUUGGCAAAAUUCACCAGAUGUGGGGUUCACAUACCAAAAUGAAAAGAGUUUUAGGAACUCGUGAUUUUCUUUUGUUACUUUUAUGCCAAUGUUUGCUUAUGACUAGAAGCAGUUUAGAACAAUUGUGUCUUUAAUGAUUUAAAUGAACGGAUGGACAAAGCUAAAAUAGUUUACAAUUUUUUUUUAAUCGAGUGUAUAGUUUACAAAGAAAAUGUUUCUGAAAAUAUCAAAUGAUAAUGGUACCUUGAGUUAAACCUGAGAAAACAAAAACAUAAAAAAGUAAUGUGAUUGUUAAUUUUUUAACUUUUGAACAAUGGCGCAUAGGCGGAAAAGUUCUCACCCUGUGUGUAAAACUCGCAGGAAUUUGGAAUUAACCAUACAAGAUGUGAACGACGAUGAUGAUGACAGUGAUUUGAUCGAUUCGACACAGUCACGUGACCAUAGUGGUAACCAUGGAAAUACAUCUGUUACUGUCGAAACGGACGACGAGGACGGCCAACAGAUUGUCCUGCCGUCGGAUCUGUUCAAGGACUUUGAGGCAAUCAGAUCCCAGACUAAACUUGAUGCCACCAACUUGAUGAGACGUCUUCUCAAGGAUUAUCAAAGCAUUUCAACUGUUGGUGACAAGCCCCUACAAGGACAAAGUGAAGAACAUGUUGAAAAUGAUAUCCACGGCAACCAAAAUUUACCAGCCACAACCUCAAUUGCAAAAGACGUCUCCUUGGCAACCGCGCGCGUGGAUACAGACGAUGAUCAAUAUCAAGGCUUGGAUCUUUCAGUGGGAACGCGAAAAAUCAGCUCACAGUUAUUUGAUACAAAAUCAUUGAACAGUGAGCCAUUUGAACAACCAUUAGAUCUCUCUUGCACAAAAACACCUACCACGAAAGACUCUUUAAGUCGAGAAAGUCCGUCCUCGUCUCAGUUAGAUAUUUCCAGUGUUAACAAUGAGUUCAAUUAUGUUUACGUUUACCCUGGACUUUAUCCUCCCACCUCGGGUGUGAUGUCAAAUGACGACAUUGAAGCUGAUGGCCAAGCUCAAAAUAUCUCUCCUGUUCCUGAACUGCUUUUACCCGGAAAACUCGUGUCACCAGAUUCAUUGUCAAGGGCACAGUUUGUCAGUUCGUCUGAUAUACCUGAUAACCUCUACGCAGGCGCACAAACCCGUUACAGGGAUUUCACAACCCCAGUUGUACAGAGACAAACCUCCCCGGCUUCACCUCUUCCGAAAUUGUCGCCCACGAAUAUUAAACAAGAACCUACUAAUAUUAAACAGGAACCUGGCGAGAUAAGUUACAGAAUGUCCGAAAAUCAAGGUCAGCACUUCCAGUCUGGUCAAAAACCUCGACAUUUAACUGGUUCCUCGCCACCGGGCAAAGGUGGCAAGAAAGAGUGUAAGAAAUCCUCAGAAAUGAAAGUGAUUUCUGAAAACACGACGGCCGGUGUAUAUACAAGUGUUAUGAAAUUGCCAUGGAGCCGAAGAACAAGGACUAAAAAGCCAAAACACAAGGUCAAACUUGAGGAUACUCUUAUACCCCAGUUCAUGCUGGAGCAGGGUAAAACCGGAAGUCAGAUUCCAGACUGGAAUCCAUCACAGGUCUCCCCAGGCAACACGAGCUCAGACCAGAAUCCUGUCGCCAAAACGCCCGAGUGUUCCGAAUCUGUGAUGAUGGUAUAUCCAAGUGGUGGAACAUCUGCGUAUGGAAAACCUGUGAGAAAACGUGGACGGCCUCCUAAACUUCCUAUGUUAGCAAAGUUACUACAGAACCAACAAGGAGGGAAGAAAAGUAAACAAGAAAAACAGUCAGAAGAUAUGCAAGCGCAGAUCACACAACAAGUACAGGCAAAUGGUGGAAUGGUCGUUUACAACGCAGGUGGUCAGAUUAUGACAGCUUUUGGCGGUAUGCCACUCCAGCAGGCACCAACAUCGUCCCCUAGCACAGACGAGCAACCGAUGCCAACACCAGUUAUGCCAAAUAUGGCACAAGCUCAACUUAUAGGACAAAUACCUUUGUCGCAGCUGACAGGCGGCCCCAUUCAGUUUCUCGGACAAUUUCCAGCUCAGGCACUUCCAUUUCCGGGUCAGCUUUUACAGACUGUUCCAGCUGCUACCUCAGAGGGUCCAGGUCAGCAACAGCCUGCAGCAGACGACCAAGAUCAAAAUGUUUCCAAAAAUGAUGCAAAAGAAGUCCAGUCAGAAAGCCCACCCAAAACGGAUACAGUCCCUCAGGUUAAUUAUCAGUAUGCUUUCCAACCUAUGUUUAUUCCAGCAGGCGCACUUCCGCUUCCUGUACCGCCCCCUGUAUCAAUGCCAGCAACAGUUAAUGACGUCACGCCAAGCGCUACGGAAGAGACUCCACAGACAUCCGAUUCCAGUACAGUUAGCGAUUCCUCGGGCACCGUCAACAUGAGCCAAGGCGCCUCCACGCAUGUUAUGAAGCUGGAAGGAUCGAACACGAUCAGCACAAUGAGCACAACGAGCAUUUCAAACACUGGCUCUGGUGCGAUAUACCAAGAAAUGAUUCUAUCCUCAAAAUCAUUGGUCGAUGUGAAGAAGAGACGCAGACAGACCGCAAUUCAAAUGCUCAAAUCAAAAUCUGGUGAUCAAAAUUUCUUAUGCACAUCGUUCAGAAUACGACCCCGACUUGUUGCUCAGGCACAGGCGCAAAAAGAAAGACUAGCUGCUAAAGGAGUUAAGGAAGAGUACGUUGAAGAUGAAAUGGAAUUCUCUGAUCCAAAAAACUUGAUACGUCCCCAAAAUGAUAGCAGUCAUUUUGGGGAAAACAAUAAUAGUGAAUUGUGUGACAUCGACUUUGCGAAUAUUCAGAUCAAACAAGAAAUUGAUCCAGAUGAACUCUAUGAAAAGGUGAAAGAAAUAGCGUACAAAAAUAGUAAACAAGAGACAAAUGCAUCAAACGAAGAUACUUUAGUUAAAACGGAAAACCCAGCAGUCAAAAGAUACAUGUUAAAAGGAUCUCAAAAGAGAAAAGCCAAAUUUUAUGGAAGCAGAAUUGUCAAUGACGCCGCUGACAUCGCCGCUAUCAACGGAAAUGACCAAACGACUAAUGCAAAUGAAGGGAAUGACACAAACUCAAGCGAUUUGUUUCAAGAACUAUUUAAUUGCAAAGUUUGUAACAAAAUUAUUUCUGUGGACGACAUGGAAGCACAUAGUCUGGAACAUAUGAACAAAAACUUUCAUUGUCAAAAAUGUGGACAAGGAUAUAAUGAAAGUCAGUUGAGCGUAGAUGAAUUUCCAAAAUGUCCCAAUUGUAAUGAAACCCUUACUAAACUCGAGAACUCUUUAGAUUGCAACGACACAACUAUUGCAUGUGACGAAUGUCCUGAAACAUUCAAGUCGUUACCGGAAUUUUAUGAGCAUAAAACUGGCCAUAAGAAUGACCAAACUGCUCAGGGGGGUUUUGAAUGCGAUUUUUGUGGAAAAGUGUAUCAGUACUAUCAUGCACUACAGUUUCAUCGGCGGACCCAUAGAGAACGCAAAGUACCAUGUUUAGACAAAGCAUGCGACAUGAAAUUCCGCAGCAGAAAGGAAAUGGAACUUCACUUUGACUCUAAACAUCCAGAAAAGAAGGAAUAUUUUCAUUGUGUAUAUGAAGGAUGUACCAAGAAAUUUCUGAAAAACUUUCACCUUCAAGAGCAUAUUAGGGUCAAGCAUUACAAUAUUAAGGCGUUCCAAUGUCCGUGGCCAGGGUGCCUGAAGGAGUUUGCAGCCCAGAGACAUUUAAAAAUCCAUCUUUUGAUUCACCGUGAUGAGAAACCAAUGAAGUGCGACCAUUGUGACUACAGAUGUCGCCAGCGUAGUGCCAUGAAUUGGCACAUGCGCAAACACCCGGAUGUUCCCUACAAAUACAAAAGAGCGACUAAAUCUCCCAGUGUCUCCAAGUCGGAGAGUGAAUAAAGUAUGUAUAAAGGGAGAUAAUACGGAGUUAGUCAAGGGAAUGCAAAAGAUGGAUUUUUAAAUGUCUCUAGGUUGCAAUAUUCCUUUUUCGGAUGAAAACUUUUGACUGAGGCAUGAACAAAAACAAACAGACAUAUAUUAUGAUAAUAAGGAAAGACAGAACUUUUAAGAAGUUUGAAUAAUCUCGCUUGUAUUUUCAUAUUUAAUGUGGAAAUCUUAAAAUUUGAGUUAUUGAAAUAUGUACUGCCAUGUAAAUGUUUUGAUACAAACAUAAUUUAAUAUAAAAGCAUUAGACUCAAAUAAAGCUAUGUUUUUAA
Molecule: messenger RNA, 4370 nt
Organism: Mercenaria mercenaria
Lineage: Eukaryota; Metazoa; Mollusca; Bivalvia; Venerida; Veneridae
Exons: 4
Coding region: 454-4053 (1199 amino acids)
Biological process (GO): regulation of transcription by RNA polymerase II
Cellular component (GO): nucleus
Molecular function (GO): DNA-binding transcription factor activity, RNA polymerase II-specific; RNA polymerase II transcription regulatory region sequence-specific DNA binding
Source: RefSeq, a predicted model, not a curated record